GACCCUCGGAGACCCCCACGCGCCCUCGGUUUCGCCUCGGAACGCUCGGAAACCGCUCCGGAACGCUCCUAGACCUCCCUGGAACCCCCCAGGCCCGCCGUUCACUUUUAGACGUCCUAGACGGACCGGAUCGUCGUCGGACGCUUCAGAAAGAAGCCCCCGAGCCCCUAGACUCCCCAGGACCUCUCCAUCCCAUCGGAGAAGCCCUAGAGCGCAGCGAAGCGCCGCAAAGCACUCCAGAGCGCAGCGAAGCGCAACGACGCACCCCAGAGCCCCUAGCAGCCCACCAGAGCGCCUCAGGACGCCCCUGA
Molecule: messenger RNA, 311 nt
Organism: Puccinia graminis f. sp. tritici CRL 75-36-700-3
Lineage: Eukaryota; Fungi; Basidiomycota; Pucciniomycetes; Pucciniales; Pucciniaceae
Exons: 1
Source: RefSeq, a predicted model, not a curated record